CACAACCCACCUCGCUGCUUUUCGCAGCCGUUACACAUACGAACAUCUUAUUAUGUCUCAGAAAACUCCUAAACUUGUUCUAAAACUUACAUAACAAAUAGCGUCGAAUGUGAGCUAAAUACAUUAUGCUAAGAAACUGUGCGAACGCGACUAUUCUAACUUCAGACACAGAUUGGAUAAAUGACUGCUUUGGUCAUUGAAAAUGUAAUUAUUUUUAUUUCAGAAUUUCCAUAUGAGCAUUAAAUUGAAUGAUAAGGAGUCAGCUAAAACAUUCAACAUUUUCUUAGCUGUACAGAAGAAUAUGUACGUAAUAUUGAAUUUGUGGUUACUUGUCAUUGUUUUUAGUAUAGCCGAAGCCCAGGAUUAUGGCGCCGUCAAGCCACUUAAAUUUCGCAUGAAUCCGGCACCAGAUGGUCACAGGUGCGGCGUCUGUCCCACGUACUUCCAAAAGAUCUGCGCCUUCGACUUUACAUCGAACUCCACGUUCAUAUUCGACAAUCACUGCGUGAUGGACUUGUACAACUGCAUGGAACGCACCGCAUUUUUCCCGAUGAAAUACGAAAAGUGUUUGUUUUUCGGCAACUUUGCUUACGUGCACGGAUUUAAACAUGAAGAUAUCGACUACGGAGAGGACCACGUUGUAGUCAAACAGUCAAAGAAAACCCCAGAUUUCAUAUAAUCAACUAUUGUAUUGUAUUUUUUGGUGAUAUUAAAAAUGAUUUUAAACAUA
Molecule: messenger RNA, 730 nt
Organism: Helicoverpa zea (corn earworm)
Lineage: Eukaryota; Metazoa; Arthropoda; Insecta; Lepidoptera; Noctuidae
Exons: 4
Coding region: 233-679 (148 amino acids)
Source: RefSeq, a predicted model, not a curated record